AUGCAUCGAAGCGCCUUCAGCCGCGCCAGCGGCGGUGGCGCCUCAUCAGGCAACACCGCCGGCUCGGCCCACCUCCUCUGCCUUCCCACAUCAGUUCCGCCGCGCCGUCGGGUCAUCCUCCUGGCGGCUUGCUGUGUGGCCGUCGCCAUCAUGCUGCUCUCGUUGCUGUCCACAACUAAAACAACUACCAUAACCGGAACCCCCAGCACAACCAGCGGCAGUGGCGGUGGCGAUGGUGGUGGCGGCAGCGACCGCAGCAUGGGUCAUCACCCUGAACUACCCAGCCUCUCCGACCACACUCCGCGAUUACCCACGGUCGACGUGCCCCGGAUGGUGGAGCGCCUCCUCACAAGCCCAUCAACAACCAACCUAGCGCUGCGGCGGGCGCAGAUCGUUGAGGAGGGGCAGGGCCAGGGGCACGGGGCUGAGCCGCAGACAGCCGCAACCGAUGGCAGUGACGCUGAGGGCGGCAGUGGGGCUGAGGGGGCCGGGGCGGGGGCCGGCAGCGUUGUCGGCGGCGCUUCUGAUGGGUGGCAGUCUGAUCCUGGCGUAAAUGGUAUCAAUGGCUACUUGCAUUUGGACCGGUUGGGACUCGAUCUGGAGACGUCGUUGCGGCAGCAGGUGUUUUGCGAGGAGGCCUUCCCGCUGUUGGAACUGAAGGCGGCUGGGGGCCCCGCCACCGCCCCAGCCGCCACCGCCGCCACCGCUGCGGCCGUGAGCGCUCGGGAGCUCCAACCGGGUGUGACCAUCUACGUGUACGGCGGGGAUGACCAGGUUUCCCGGUCCAUCCGUGAGGGCAAGGGCUGGGAAGCCGAUAUUCUGCAGGAGAUCUUAUGGGCCCUAUCGCAACCACUGCCGUACCACGUGGUAUCAUCGAGAUUGUCACCAGCAGAGGCGGAAGUGGACGGGGGAGGAGGCUUACCUGGCGGCACCGCCGCUGGAGUAUUCCUUGACAAUGCUGUCAUACAGCGUCGUACAUCUGCUCGCGUGGCUGCGGCGGCGGCACCAGUAGCAUUGGCGGCGCUGCACGACGUCGCGUCUUCUGUCCUGGCGGCCACGCCCGCGGGCACGGCGCCCGCGGUUGACAGUGCCGUACCAUGGACGGCUGGCGGUGGUGAUGUUAGUGGCGGCGGCGGCGACGGCGGUACGGCUCCCCCGCAUCUUUUUGUGGAUGUGGGCGCCAAUGUGGGCUGGUUUGCAAUCAGCGUGGCUGCCAAGGGCUACCGAGUGGCGGCGUUCGAGGGUAUGAGCACCAACGUGGGCCUGGGCGACGGCAUCACGUUGUGCGACGCCACGUCAGAGCUGGACGCGGCUGCCAAGGUACCCCCGGGAUACGCGCUGCGGGGCCGCAUGAAGCUGCGUCGCCUGGACGCUUUCUUCGCACAGCGCUCUGAAGACACCAUCAUCAAGGUUCUCAAGGUCGACGUGGAGGGCUACGAGCCGCACGUGAUCGCGGGCAUGGGCGAUGUUCGGGUGUGGUACAUCGCCUUGGAGUUCAAUCCCGUGCUACUUUCCGGCGUGAACCGCGGCUACCCGCCAGCACAGCUUCUUGAGGAUCUGAUGGCCAGGCGCUACCGGCUUAGCACCACGGGCUUCAGGGGGCCGUGGCUGUCGGAGGCACACGUGCGGAGGCUGGCUACGGCCAAAGUACCGGUCAGCGUGUACGCAGCCCAUGAAGAUCUGUUCGUACAGCCCACCGAGCGACUCAGGCUCAGGGGCUGGGCGGGAGCCUGA
Molecule: messenger RNA, 1734 nt
Organism: Volvox carteri f. nagariensis
Lineage: Eukaryota; Viridiplantae; Chlorophyta; Chlorophyceae; Chlamydomonadales; Volvocaceae
Exons: 11
Coding region: 1-1734 (577 amino acids)
Source: RefSeq, a predicted model, not a curated record